AUGAGGCCAAACGAUACGUCCCACAGCUUGAGCAGUCCUGUUUCUACUAAUGACAUAGGCUCUGCCAAUGGGUCCCCUGACACCAAGCUUACAGCAUAUUCGCCUGAGGAUAUGCGAUCUACCUGCCUUCGCUCUGACUCCAAUGUUGGUGAUCCAUUGGGCGACAUUGGCAAACGAAAGUUAUACCUGACACCCGUCAGUGACAAGACCAGCUCGUCCUCUGACCCCUUUCUGGUGUCGACGAACACUUCUACCCGUGUUCAACUUUCACCAACGGCAGCAAGCUUCACACCAAUUGGCGCGGCAGACAACGUUCUAUCUAGGAGCAAGGCACCUUCACUGUCUCGAGGCUUUUCCGGCGUUGGCUAUCUAACAGCAAGCUCGGACAUUGAUCCAUGCGAAGCUAGGAAUGGCCCUCUCCAGGCCCCGGACAGAUACCCACUGAAUUAUGGAGUCAUAGGCAAUAGUCAGGCUGAUACGAGGAACCGUCCGAAUAUCAUGGACUACCAGACAUUCGGCAGCGAGAGCCAUAGCCGAGCCCUGGUUAUUGAAAAUGUGCCGAAAAAUCUUACCUAUAUGUCAUUGGCUGGAUUUUUCAAUCGUCGUGAAUUUAGCUCCCUCAGAGGCCCCGUGCUUUCAGAACUCAAUUCCAUGGGCAAGGUCUAUGUCGCAUUCACGGACAGUCGGGAAGCGACCAAGGCAAUAGAAAAGGUCAAAGUCCUGAGGCCUGAAUGGCACAUCUCUACGAUUGCCCCUAAAGAAUAUGUCAAGCAUGUUGAGCCUUCUCUUCUGCCACAGACUUCUAACUACGAGGGUCAGCUGCUUGUCACCGUCUAUUAUGACGGCAGAAACCCCAACCUCAACCAGCACACUGUUGCUCGCUCACUUGAAACCCUCUCUAUGACAUUCGGUGACUUAAGGUCUUUCACAUCCUUGCCAACUGAGCAAGAAAAUAUUGGCGAAUUUCAUAUUGAGUACUUCAACACGCGUGAUGCUGAGAACGUUUUGACCACCCUCAAUGGGACGUCGGUUGAUGAUUGCAUCCUAGACAUCUCUCUUUUCAGGCCAGAUAUAGAAGAGAGAAAGUGCGAGCUGCCAUUUACGGCCGAAACAUCUUCAAGAGAGGAGUUCCCUCCAGCCGAGGAGGCUUCUUUCACAAAGUCCACAUCGUGGACCUCAGUUAGACCGGGUCGUGCUUCCUUCAUGGAAUUAAGCCCUACCGGUCGUUCCACGGUGCCCCCAGGUGAACAUGCUAGUCUCAUAGACUGGAUGUCUAAGGCUGGUGAAAGGAUCUUCCCCUCUCCUCGCCGCGAACUUAGCCGCUAUCCUGAUUUACGCAUGGGCAGCCAAAAUGCAGUCGAUAUAGAGAGAAUACGUCUCGGCUUGGAUGUCAGAACGACGAUUAUGCUCCGCAACAUCCCUAAUAAAAUCGACCAGGCUAUGCUCAAAGCUAUUGUGGAUGAGACAAGCCAUGGAAAAUAUGACUUUAUGUACUUACGGAUAGUAUCUGACAUUGUCUCUGCCAGCGUCGGGUACGCCUUUAUAAAUUUCGAAGAUUUUAUCAACGCAAGAGCGGGACGAACCUGGUGGCUGAAGUGUCUUAUGCAAGUUCGUACUCGCUUAUCCCUAGCAGACUAUGGAUUAUCUAAAACCACAGGUCAGCUAUACAAGGAAAAGAUUGCUUGCUUAUUCUCGCAGAUUUUCCAGACCGGCACAGGCCCUCUUGCUGGGACCGAGGAUCGCUUUCCUGGACCAGACAACCCUUCCAAAAUGCGUCGCAGCAUUGAGAAUGCGGAACAUGUUGGACUAUUUGCUCCGCGCGUCGGUCAGCAGUACCGUGACGAGCAGCGCCGUCGCCGUUCUCAAUUCGAUCGUGGAACCACUGCAGCCGAGCGCGAAGUAGUAUAUGUCCGAACAUUCGCACCAAGACGUCCCUACGGUGUCGGUAAUGGUCUCAGGAGUGGCCCCUGUACUUAUCCUGGUAUGAAGAUGUGGCAUGAAUCAGUGCACGAAAGCGGACCCUAA
Messenger RNA from Aspergillus neoniger CBS 115656, 2025 nucleotides. Its product is annotated as putative meiosis protein MEI2. Gene Ontology annotation, molecular function: nucleic acid binding. The coding region runs from base 1 to 2025 and encodes 674 amino acids. The record is from RefSeq and is a predicted model, not a curated record. The transcript has 11 exons. NCBI's taxonomy places the organism in Eukaryota, Fungi, Ascomycota, Eurotiomycetes, Eurotiales, Aspergillaceae.